This is a messenger RNA of Caenorhabditis remanei, 675 nucleotides long. RefSeq lists its product as uncharacterized. The transcript is spliced from 5 exons. The record is from RefSeq and is a predicted model, not a curated record. Bases 1 to 675 code for a protein of 224 amino acids. Gene Ontology annotation, molecular function: neuropeptide hormone activity. NCBI's taxonomy places the organism in Eukaryota, Metazoa, Nematoda, Chromadorea, Rhabditida, Rhabditidae.
AUGCUGCACCCCAUCGUUCUUCUAGUUGUUCUUUCCACCGCAGUCCAUGCAGGACGCCCGCGACGUGCGCUCGAUGGACUAGACGGAAGCGGAUUUGGAUUCGAAAAGAGAGCUCUCAACUCUUUGGACGGUGCCGGUUUCGGUUUCGAGAAGCGUGCACUGAACUCUUUGGACGGCAAUGGAUUUGGAUUCGAGAAGCGUGCUCUUGAUGGUCUUGAUGGUACCGGAUUCGGUUUUGACAAACGUGCCCUGAACUCCUUGGACGGCAAUGGAUUCGGAUUCGAAAAGCGAGCUCUUGACGGGCUCGAUGGUACCGGGUUCGGGUUUGACAAGAGAGCCCUCAACUCCUUGGACGGAAACGGCUUUGGAUUUGAGAAAAGAGCCCUCAACUCUUUGGACGGAGCCGGAUUCGGAUUCGAGAAACGUGCUCUCGACGGGCUCGACGGAACUGGAUUCGGAUUCGACAAAAGAGCUCUCAACUCCCUUGAUGGCAACGGAUUCGGAUUCGAGAAGCGCGCCUUGGACGGACUUGAUGGUACCGGAUUCGGAUUUGACAAGCGGGCGUUGAAUUCUUUGGACGGAAAUGGUUUCGGAUUCGACAAGAGAAACUUCAAGCACUCAUCCAACAAACUCCGCUCGGUGUUCCGGAACUUGAGAGGGCUCAAGCAACAUUAG